This is a messenger RNA of Nyctereutes procyonoides (raccoon dog), 5568 nucleotides long. RefSeq names its product bone morphogenetic protein receptor type 1B (gene BMPR1B). Gene Ontology annotation, biological process: protein phosphorylation; BMP signaling pathway; dorsal/ventral pattern formation. Bases 217 to 1725 code for a protein of 502 amino acids. NCBI's taxonomy places the organism in Eukaryota, Metazoa, Chordata, Mammalia, Carnivora, Canidae. Gene Ontology annotation, molecular function: SMAD binding; transforming growth factor beta receptor activity, type I; ATP binding. The transcript is spliced from 12 exons. Gene Ontology annotation, cellular component: signaling receptor complex; plasma membrane. The record is from RefSeq and is a predicted model, not a curated record.
UGGACGGUGCGGCCCGGCGCGGGGCCUGCGCGGGGCGCCCGGCGGAGCUGCGGGGACGGCGGCGCUCGGGACGCCGGGGCCCGGAGCUCGGCGGCGGGUUCACACUGCUGCUGAAUCAUAACCAUUCACCGCUGAGCGAUGGCAAGAGAGGAAACAAAAAGUUAGAGGAGCGGAGCGCGCAUGCCCUAGUAGUGAGAAGCAAACUUACUUGAUAACAUGCUUUUGCGAAGUUCAGGAAAAUUAAAUGUGGGCACCAAGAAAGAGGAUGGUGAGAGUACAGUCCCCACCCCUCGUCCAAAGAUCUUGCGUUGCAAAUGCCACCACCAUUGUCCAGAAGACUCAGUCAACAACAUUUGCAGCACAGAUGGAUAUUGUUUCACAAUGAUUGAAGAAGAUGAUUCUGGGAUGCCUGUGGUCACUUCUGGAUGUCUAGGACUAGAAGGCUCAGAUUUUCAGUGCCGGGAUACCCCCAUUCCUCAUCAAAGAAGAUCAAUUGAGUGCUGCACAGAACGGAAUGAAUGUAAUAAAGAUCUACACCCUACAUUGCCUCCACUGAAAAAUAGAGAUUUUGUUGACGGACCUAUACAUCACAAGGCCUUACUUAUAUCUGUAACUGUCUGUAGUUUGCUAUUGGUCCUUAUUAUUUUAUUCUGUUACUUCAGGUAUAAAAGACAAGAAAGCCGACCUCGGUACAGCAUUGGGUUAGAACAGGACGAAACAUACAUUCCUCCUGGAGAAUCCCUGAGAGACUUAAUUGAGCAGUCUCAAAGCUCAGGAAGUGGAUCAGGCCUCCCUCUGCUGGUCCAAAGGACUAUAGCUAAGCAGAUUCAGAUGGUGAAACAGAUUGGAAAAGGUCGCUAUGGGGAAGUUUGGAUGGGGAAGUGGCGUGGCGAAAAGGUAGCUGUGAAAGUGUUCUUCACCACAGAGGAAGCCAGCUGGUUCCGAGAGACAGAAAUAUAUCAGACAGUGUUGAUGAGGCAUGAAAACAUUCUGGGGUUCAUUGCUGCAGAUAUCAAAGGGACAGGGUCAUGGACCCAGUUGUACCUAAUCACAGACUAUCAUGAAAAUGGUUCCCUCUAUGAUUAUCUGAAGUCCACCACCCUAGAUACAAAAUCGAUGCUGAAGUUAGCCUAUUCUUCUGUCAGUGGCUUAUGUCAUUUACACACAGAAAUCUUUAGCACCCAAGGCAAACCAGCAAUUGCCCACCGAGAUCUGAAAAGUAAGAACAUCCUGGUGAAGAAAAAUGGAACUUGUUGUAUAGCUGACCUGGGCCUGGCUGUUAAAUUUAUUAGUGAUACAAAUGAAGUUGACAUACCACCCAACACCCGAGUUGGCACCAAACGCUAUAUGCCUCCGGAAGUGUUGGAUGAGAGCUUAAACAGAAAUCACUUUCAGUCUUACAUUAUGGCCGACAUGUAUAGUUUUGGACUCAUCCUCUGGGAGGUCGCUAGGAGAUGUGUAUCCGGAGGUAUAGUCGAAGAAUACCAGCUUCCCUAUCAUGACCUAGUUCCCAGUGAUCCUUCUUAUGAGGACAUGAGAGAGAUCGUUUGCAUCAAAAAGCUACGUCCCUCGUUCCCCAACCGAUGGAGUAGUGAUGAGUGUCUGAGGCAGAUGGGAAAACUCAUGAUGGAAUGCUGGGCUCACAAUCCUGCAUCAAGACUGACAGCCCUGCGUGUUAAGAAAACACUAGCCAAGAUGUCCGAGUCCCAGGACAUUAAACUCUAAUGUGAGGGGAAGAAACACGCAUCUCUGGAGAAAGCCAGUAGAUACUCUCCUGUUUGUGGGCAGAGCAAAAGAUGUUCCAGAAGCAUCCACAGUAUAAGCCUUGAAUACCAUCCUGCUUCCUAGUGGGUUCAGCCUCACCUCUCAGGGAGCAGCUUGGACAAAGAGAAGUUUCCAGAGACACGUUCUCAUCGUGUCUGUCUGUAGGAGGGAGGAAACGCUUGGGUAACUUGUUCGUGAUAUAUGAUGCAUGUUGCUUUCUAAGAAAGCCCUGUAUUUUGGGAUUGCCUUUUUUUUUUUUCCAAAAGAUACUUUAAUUUUGCCAAAAUAGAACAAAUAAUGUAGAUGUUUUAAGGUUUAUACUAUUAUAGUUUAAAUGAUGACAACAAAAGUUCUUUCCAGAAAUUCUGCUGGAAGGUAAAUUUUAAAAUAUCUUUUUCCAUUAGCAAAAUUUUGUUGCACUCUGCAAACCAAAAGACAGUCUGUGAAGUUGGAGCACACAGAGUGGAACUCAUCUGAGAGUCUCCCCGCUUCUGCCUCCCCAGACCACUUUGGCCAGCCCUGCAUUUAGGGGCCGCCACAGCAAUGUGAAUGCACCUGGGUACAAAUACCACCUGUUUGGGAUCACAUUUUGGGAUUCCUUCAGGUAACCUUUUGUAGCUUCAGGCGAUAUGGAACAAAUGAAGGUUUUAUGUGGCUCUGUUAGAAGUAGUAAGUGUCGAUGGUAUUCUUCAGAACCACUUUGUGUUUCUGAUUCUUUUAAGGCAUUUCUGUCAUGGUGAAAUUCUUUCCUUUUCAUUAAACACAGACAAAGGUGUUUUUAUGUGCGGAGAAUUGACCCAUGCAUGUUUUUGAUCUCUCAAAUGAAAGGAUCAAUAGUAAAUAAAAUUGCCAUCAGUUGUGUUGAAAACAAGGCCCUUUAAAAUAGAGAUCAUUUGCUCCUGUGUCGUAAGAAAAAUGGCAAUAGGAUAGAGGAUGAAGUUAGGGGUGCAAAUGGCCUGUUUCUUAUAUAUACAGAAGAGCCAGUCUCAGAAGCACUGAGGAGAAGGUAGGCAUACCUUAUUUUGUAUAGAUAAGGACAGUUUCUUCUGGUAAUUGUCUGUCUCUUUUGUGUCUGAGUGAAGAGGAGAGAAAGCAUGCCAGGUUAAUUUAACUAAAUUUUAAUUUGAAAAUAUAAGUAUAACCUCCAGGUGGGACAGCAGAAGGAGCUAGUGGAGGCCACAAAAUCUUAUGGCUGCUGUGAUUUAUUAUUCUAAAAUAGAUAUGGAUGGAGCAUGUACAUCUUAAAUGAUAAUUUCACAUCUUAGAGGAGUGCUGACUCAAUUUAGUUUAUUCUCGUGAUGUUCAGUUCACUUUUUAAUUUAUUUAUUUUUUUCUUCUCUGUGGCACUUGUGCAAAACAUCUCCUCACCUAUCCAAUUCUGUGGGGUUUUAACUUUGAGAAACGUGAGUCAAAUCAUUGACAGAGCCAAUAUUCCUUAGCAACAGGAACAUAAAGCUCAAGAUUGUGCACACCCCUCUCAACUGUAUUCAUUAUAUUUCCUUACUUUAUUUCUUCUGUUUCUUAGUAAUUCUGUAGUGUUUAGAAAGAAUUGGGAAUUACUUCUCCUUGGUCUUUUUAAAAACGACGUUCCUUCCAGAAUACUCCAGGGGGCGGUGUUUUAUAACACAUUUGCACCACUUGGUGCCUGAAGGAUGAAGGGGUUUUGAAAAUACGACAGCUGAAAAAUGAGAAAAUAUUCUCCUUAUUUCUGAAGGAGGCUUGCAGCUGGUGACUUGUUCAUCCUGAAAACAUCUUAGAGCACAGAAUGGCUGUGAGCUGUGUGCACGGUUUGGGAGAACAGAAGGAGAACCGAUGUUGUCCAUUCUAAGCAUUUACUUCCUAGUGCUUCAUAGCUCUAUUUUUUGUUUGUAACAAAGAAAGAUUUUUUCUCAACCCUUGAAAAAGGAACAAAAUAUCUGUUUUUCAAAGAUCAAAAACAGCUGUUUUCAAAUAUACCUGUAAUCAGAACACUGCAGAUUUUUCUUAACCCUUGAAAAGGAACAAAAUUUCUGUUUUUCAAAGAUCAAAAACAGGUGUUUCCAAAUAUACCCGUAAUCAAAUCACCUGAAAAGCAGUGUAAACAAACGUUCCUUUCCCUUGUGUCCAAUGGUAUUCUCUGUGAUAGCUUAGCAGGGAAUAUGUGUGUAGAACCACGUGUGAUAAUCACCUGAGCCAUGGACAGAAGUUUCAGUGCCUCUAAUUAGAUAAUCUACAAACAAAUGAGUAAACUUAGACACCAGUUAAGUGGGAACGUGUUUGUGUUCCUUGGUUUUCCCUAAAUUUAAGAGAGGUUGGGCUUGCUUACCACUUUGAUAAAAAUUUGUGUUCUUUUUAGUACAUUUUUAUGUAGAGAUAACUUCAAAUCAGAAUAUCUUGUGGGGAGGUGAUGAUUUGAAAAUAAGCUAGAGUUUUAGAGAGGUGUUGGUUCCAAUGAAGGAAGAAUGGGAAGAAAUUAGUGUCCAAAUUUCUUCUAUAUUUUUAGUUGUUUUGGAAAAAUCUAUAGCUUACUUUCUAAUUCUCAAUCUGAUUUACCAUGAACAUUUAGAAAUCAUUCUUGAGAUAUUAAAAAAGAUCCACCUAGUUAUUAGUCUUUCAAUGAGGUAGAAAUUUAUUUAUGAGUAGAGUUUUCUCUGUAUUUUACCCAAAUCCUCCUUACAUAAGGAAUACUAAACUGCUUUUAAAAGAUACGACCUACUCACUUCCAAAUAAUCCUUGUCGGUUUUUAAAUUUUUAGUAGCUCAGAAGUGAAUUUUAAUUUUUUGUUUUGUCUUUCAAUAGGAUUAGGGGGAACCUGGAAGUUAAUGUAGUCAGUCAAUGGCUUCCUUUCAGGACUAUUUCCAAGACUUAAGAUUUUCUCCUAAUCACUCCCUCCCGUUCAAGGGAAUCCGAGAAUAUCAGUCGUCAGCUAAUACAAGUUGUGUCUGCUAAGAUGUUCAGGUCUAUAGUUUAUGUAUGUGUGUAUAUAUUAUAUAAGUAUAUAUGUAUAUAUAAAUAUUAUGUUCAGUUUGGGGUCUGGCACAACUCCAUUAUGUGGAUUAGAGAUAAACUAUUAUGGAUGAUAAAGUACUAAAUGAAACAUAAUAUUUAUUUAUGAAAGUGUGUAGUUGGUUAAGUCACAAGUGACAGUGCUAUGAACCUUGUGUGUGAGGAGACAGGCCUCUGACCUCCCACACAGCACCGUUCAGAGGUCACUCGUGACCGUUCUUUUUACUCUUAAAACAUAAAGCUUCUUAGAAAACAUGCCGAGAUUUUAUUUACAGGGAACCCUUCGACACAUUUCGAUUGUUGUGUGGUCCGGUAUAGGAAAUACUGAAGAAUGACAGAAUUUCAUGCUCCUAAGAGUCAUGCAUAUUCAUUCGAAGUGACGGUGUUUUAUGUUGUUGCUCUGUUCUGGUUCUUCUGUUUGUGAGCGAAAAGGCACUGAAAGGAGCCUAAUUUUUAAACUUGAAUAGUCCUGGAGUUGUAUCUCCAUAGAAAACCCAGUCACAUAGCAGUGGGAAUGAAAGAAGUGGUAUCAGAAGUGAUUUAAUUUAGCAAUUAUGAUUCCUCUUGUAAAACAAAACAAAAAAACAAUGCCAUAUUUUUUUGGAGAAAAGUUGGCAAUAUAUAAGGGAUUUUUUUUUUUGGUCUGUCUAUUUCAAAAGAAGAUUCAUUUGUGUUCUUUUGGGGAACCAGUGCCUUAUUGAAUUUGUAUAUACUGUAAUUAUUCAGGACUAGGGAACAAACAAUUGUAUUUGUUACAAAUUGUAUAUGGCUUUGUUUUAACAUUCCCCGAAAUAAAAUGGUUUCUUUCUCCCCCUGGAA